Molecule: messenger RNA, 7563 nt
Organism: Lytechinus pictus (painted urchin)
Lineage: Eukaryota; Metazoa; Echinodermata; Echinoidea; Temnopleuroida; Toxopneustidae
Product: protein phosphatase 1 regulatory subunit 12A-like
Exons: 8
Coding region: 794-1384 (196 amino acids)
Cellular component (GO): cytoplasm
Molecular function (GO): phosphatase regulator activity; protein kinase binding; enzyme inhibitor activity
Source: RefSeq, a predicted model, not a curated record
GUCCUGGCAUGGAGUAAUGAAGAAAAUCUUAAUUUGUAGGGCAACUGUUAGUUCCUCUGGAUUCAAUAUGUGGGACUACAGUGGAUUUAUAUCGGAGAUACAUCAGCGAAAUACCGUGAACAUGUUUUUGGAUCUAUUAUUUCAUAGUAGUGCUUCUGUUUAUUUGAAAUGAAUUUGUUUCGAGAGAAGGAAAUCGGAGAAUAUGUAAUAGAGGUUAUUUGAUAAUAUCUGGGGAGGGAUCGUGAAAGGACUUGUCGGACGUUUUAUCUGACAAGUCCUGUUUAUCCGACAGUUAGCAUAGUGAUAGUGCUUCUAAGCCAAUCAAAAUCAUGGAAAGUUGUCAGAUCUGACAACUUUUUGGACAAAAGUGUUCAUGAAAUGCUCCCCCGAUGAGUAAUAAGAUGGGACUACAGUUGUACAUUGUCAUCUUUGGAAGUGGAAAAUUAAAUUAUAUACUAGGAGUCCGAUGUAAACAUUGAACUUGAUCUGUUCAAGAAGUCAUAUCAACCCUCGACGGAUCUUUACCUGUGGGACUUGUGACACAGUUUUGGAUUGGGGUUCUUCUUCUUCUUCAUAGACAGUACAGGAUACCAAUAUCCCUCCAUCAAAGUCCAGUAUGAUAGUAUGCUGAUCGCAAAAGAACUAUCACCUCGAGAACCUUGAGAGUUUAAAUGGAAUAUUAACAUUUUUGUGGAGACCCGACUGUCAUUUUGGAAGUUACCAAAGGCAUCAUACUUGUGAUAUUUGCCCAUAUUUGGAUUAAGCUUUAAUCUUGCCAAGGAUUGUAACAACCAUGUCGUACGGAGGCUACGGCCGCUACGGCUCAGGGAGCUCCGGAUCCUCCUAUACUCCUGGUAGUGGAUCCAGGUAUGGAUCUGGGACAGGGAGCCGACUAGGUUCCACAGGGAGCUAUACUCCAACAUCAUCAAGUCGCCGACCAUCUCCUCUGUAUUCCUCUUAUACAACCGACCGUUCUUCGAGACCGUCAUCAACUAGCUCAGUAGGAAGCAGAUACGGGGACUCAUCAUCAGUGCUCGAUAGAUCGAGAGGAUCAGAUAGAAAUCAAACUUCAACUCGUUCUUCUACGGGACAAUCGUGUUCAUCUUGCAAAAAGUUAUUUGAAGAGAAAGACACACUUAUAAGCAAACUUCAGGGUGAGGUGAAACAGAAGGAUCAAGAGAUAGCUGAACUAAAGAGCCAAUCAGAUCGUAGGUCAGACUCAAGGUCAGGGGAUUCAGAUAAAAGAGAAAGACGGGGAUUAGAAAGAAGAAUUUCAGAGCUUGAAGAAGAACUCAAGGCUAUGGAACAACUAAAGUCUGACAACCAGCGACUGAAGGAUGAGAACGGUGCCUUAGUCCGGGUUAUCAGCAAGUUAUCCAAAUGAGGCCUACUGGUCCCUCUCCCCGGAAACCACUCUUCCACCAUCACCGUUACCUCCACACCUCCUCAUCGGCUCCCUUGUCGCCAUCGGUUUCGUCGUCAUCGUCGAUCAACUGUAGUUUUUGUCUCGCCAGCCAGAACGACCAUCGUGAGGUUUCCAUCACGUGUCCUCUGUUCUGGACGCUCACGCGCGACAUUCCUGCUGCCUAGGGCUGGCUCUUGUCAAUCCUCGUCCUCCCGAGACCAUCCCGUCUUCCUUUCUUGGCUAAGCUACCCCUCCCCGACUCCAUUUGCUUGAUGUACGUUAAAAGAUCGCUCAGUCUUUCUUUUAUAUUCUUGUUAAUGAUAGACAUGUCCCCCUUCCCUAUUUGUUUGCUUCCCUGUGAGUUAGCUUUGCCGCUUUGCUUUUGUAGCCGAAAAAAAUGUGGGUAGCGUAGUCUCGACAAGAAUCCACACGUUCCUUGGAGCAAGGGGACGUUGGGCUCUGUUCAAAUCUUGAUGAUUGUAUGUGUUACCAUGGCGAUGGGUGCUACCGGAGGUCAAAAGGUCAGGCUAAGCAGGAAUGCCCAAUCGUGCGCUGAGUGCAGGGAGGAUGCGUGAUGGAUACGACAGCAAUCAGCUGACCGAGAUUUGACCAACCAGGACGGAGCGUGACGGGAGGAAGGUUGCGUUUUCGCCGGGGAACGGAGUGGCCGCCCUCGGAAGUGUGUCUAUUUGUAGCUUUUAGAACAAAAGGAAAAAAAAAAAUAUGAAAAGGAUCCUACAAAACAGAGUUUGCCGAACGCCUUCAACGAAGCUAUCCGUGAUUCUAAAUCGCGAGGAUACAUCUCACACCAGACUAUCACAACGCUGCCCUCUGUAGUUGAAGUGUGGUAAUGUUGGCACGUUUCAAGUAGAGAGAUCUAAUGGCCAAAGCAGCGUUAAUUAAAAACAGGACCUUUGUUUUAAGUGUUUCUUGUCGGAGAGUAACGAAGGAGUAUGUUGGGAGUGCCCUCUGUAGGUAAAUAUGUGUAGAUGAGAUAACAGAACUACAUAGACCAUGAUAGAAUUUGGGCCAAGCGCUAUGGACAUUUUUUUUUUCAUCAUCAUUUUAUGUUGUAGUAUUUAUGACAUUUUUUUUAUUACAGGUAUUCAUUUUGAUUAUAUAUGUAUGAAUGAAUACUCCUCAGAAUUUGUAAUUUUCUCUUUGAAUUUCAUGUCUUAACAAAUAAUUAUUCAACUCUUGAAGUUUUUCUUCUCAUAUGUUUGGGGAUGUUUGUUGAAAUGUGGGCUGGCUUGCAAGGCUGUCCCGUAUUUUUCUUGAUCAAAUCGUGAUAAAUUGAUUAGCGAAGUCUUCCAGGGAAUUUGCCAGCAUGUGGAUUGCUGCAAGUCACUCUCUUGUAACGGUUUGGGCUUUUGAGUGAGUCUUUUCACAGAAGUUACCAAAACGAGUCUGGUAUUUGAUCAUUUGUUUGUGAUGAUUUGUGUAGAUUUCUGUACGAUAGAAAAAUAACAAUCUCGUUGGAAUGUUAAAAGGAGUACUUUAACCAAACUCGUAGCUUGUAGACAAGAAUAGUAAACAUUUAUCAUUAAUAAUUUGACAGUAGUCAAAAUGAAUUACCAGAGUUUAAUAUUCCUUAUUUGAUCAGAUUGAAUUUAAUCGUCUUUUUUCUGGAUGCCGUUAACAUUUGAUUUCUCUCUAUCUAAUGAUUUAUAUUUUGAUGUGAUAGGAUAUGGACAACAUUAGAAUACCAGAUCAAUUAAUGUUUGAUCUCAUCUCGGAAAAAAAUUUCAACUGAGAUGUAAAAAAAAAAAAAUAUGGUGAUGUAUUGAUUAUAAUAACAGUAGCAAGUAUUUAAAAAGCAACGGUAAGGAAUGUAGAUUUUGUGUGCAAUAAUUAAGAAAGCUUGUGUAUUAUCAUAUACUGUUUUCCAGUAUAGACUAUUUAUUGGAUUGCUGUAUCUCUCUGACUCACUGCUGGCUCCGGGCACACGUCUGGGGAAAACCUGGGGGUGUUUUCACUCACAGAUAAAAUCGAUUGUUAGUCGUGAAAUCAAGUUUGUAAAAUUUGAUUGGACUGCAGCUUCUGUGUGAAUAUAUCGUAACUGCAAGUGAACCACGUCCGGGAAACCCAGUGGUGUUUCACGAACACCUAAAAUCAAUUUCAAGUGAGAUGAUAAUCAAUUUUAUAUAAUUUGAUAUCAGGUUGCUGAUUGCAGAAAAUUGAUUUCAGCUGUAUGUGAACCGGCCCCCUUGAGCUAAGCUCUACUUAGAACCGAAGUGAGUGCUUGUAGUAUUUCACUUCCGUGCGAGAUUUUUUUUUUCACUGUAUCUAGAUAAUAAAUAUGACUCGGUCUCUGUGGUGCUUAUGCGUUGUUGUGAAAGAGCGAGCGAAAGAGAGCGUGUGAGAGAUGCGUGACAUAGCUAAAGAGAAAUGAGAAAUCAGCAGAUUUUACAUGUAGCCCUUCGAUUAUGUCUCCAAUAAAAAAAAAUUUGCGUCUUUUUGUAGAUCCCUACACAUGUGCAUAGAAUCAAAUUAAUUGUGAAAUUGUUUCGUUUUCUACCGGACAUGUUUAAAGGUUAUUGCACUUUCUGUAACAUCGUUUUUUUUUCUGUUAUUAUGAUUAUUAUUAUUAGAAGAGUCGGCUACAUUGCAUGAUGUUUGUGUGGUGCUAUGUGUGACUCUAUUCGCGAGCGAGCAUGUUCUGGUUAUUCCUUCAAAUUAUUUGUUGUCUUCGACUUAGAAUAAAAGCUGUCUUGAGUAGUAAUACAGAUGACACGACCCUUACAUUCGUUAGGCAAGGCUUGUGGACUGCUGUCGACGCUAUCAUUUUUAAUUGCACUAUAAAUCACCAUUAGGCUUUGUUUUAUUUUAUUCUCAUGUUUUAUUUGAUUCAUGCAAUGUCGGUUGUUCACUAUGUUUUUGGUUGUAUUAUCAUCUGGUUUUUUCCGACCCAUUAUGUGGCUAGAAUACAGGGAACUUCUUCUAGUAAAAAGAUAUUUUGACGUGAAAUUGGUUAAUUGAGUGGGGUGUAUACCAAACUCCAUGUUAAAUUGAGGUGUUUAGACAGGUCAAUGUGUUUCUUAUUAAGGAGAACCUGAUUCAAUCCCAAAGUUUGUUUUCAUUUUUUGUUUGCUAUUUUAAAGAGACCCCAAGCCAAGCCUUGAAGGUUCAUCACUUAUUUCAGGGGAAAUGAAAUGAGAGAAAUAGAGCAAGAGUUGAUUUGAUCCUGCCGUGGUCUGAAAUCUUUUGAACUUGUGCUUUAUAGAGUUUUAAAGUAGCAAGAGUCGUAGGUGUUAUUAUUUUAAAUCUCUUAUCGUAGCACUUGAUGUCUGAGUUGCAGAUCAUUUUCACCCGUCAUGGAAAUGAAAGAUAUUUUUUGCUGUCCUCUAAAAUCACUGAUGUUCUCAAGUCCAUAGAAACCUAACUACAUUGGCUUCAAGUCCCACACACUUGUUUUUGUGUCCUGUCCUUGUCAUUGUGCUGUUAUAAGCAAUUCAAUAAUUCAAUGAUAAUUGGAAAAGCUUUGGGAUUUUUUUUCUUUGCAUUUAUAUUAUCAAUUUAAUGAGAAAAAUGCGGCUAAUAAUAUUAUAUAUCAUAAGCUUUUUAGGGGCAGGUUCUUUUUAUAAUAGCAUGCCCUCGGUAAACACCUUGUUUUUUCUUAAGCACUGUACUUGGCCAAUCACUGUUUUGUAUGCUUUGCCAAUAACAUUCAAAGAACAAAUCAUUUACAAUUAUGAAUUUAACUUAUAAGUGGCUUUUUUUUAGUUUUAAGUACCGGUAAGAUUUAUAAAUGAAACAGUUUCAAAGAAAAGGGAAAAGGGGGAAUUAAAAAAGUCCCAAAUUACUCGGCAAUCUUGUAUUCUUAGUAUGUUAAUGUCUGUAUGAUUGUGGGUGAGGGUGUGUGUGGAUGUGUGUGAUGCUUUCCCUCUCUCUGACUGAAUAGGUUAUUUUUAUAGAAAUAACUACAGAAUUCAGAGACUACUAUUCAAUAUCAUGUGCAUGUUCCACCUCAGAUGAGUUUAUGGUAGCCUCAAUUUUUUUUUUUUUUUUAAAUGUAACAUGGCUUGCACCUAGCCACUUGGGAAGGAAAAAGAAAUUGUCUUGUACUAGUCUCGUAUUCAGCCACUGUAGAGCAUUUUGUAAUUGCUUGAGCAAUUGUAUCGGGUGUGGAGUGCAGUGCCUAUCUUACAAAAUGUUUUUGUAAAUAUAUUUAAAAAAACAUGGAAGGGAGUAACGUACAUUGGAGGCAUGAUUUGAUAUACCAAAAAAAUGCCCUGGAUAUCGAUGCAAUUAUGCUGGGGAUAUGUGAGAACAUGUUUCUGAUCUUUAAUAAUCAUUUAAGAUAGGAUUGCAGUCCAGUUUUCAACUCAUUUAUUAUUAUUAUUAUCAUUACAGCAAUUGAGAUGAAAUGGUUGCCCCGAUGAAAAGUUUGCCUUAUUGGAAGAAAAAUACCUCCGGGGUGGAGUUUUGAGCUUUUAAUCGCACAUCAGUUUGAAACAAACUCUCGAGUCCUGUAAGCUUGGGGUGCUAUCUUAUGCUUUAUUCACUUUUCCCCUGUGUUUUAUUGUAAAUGGGGGAGAGCUUGAUAAAGCAGAAAUAAACAAUUAUUUGGAGUGUGAUGUAAUUGAUUAAAGGUACAAUAUUUUCCAUAGAUUUGCAUUGCAGAUAGUUCUAUUAUAUGAAUAUUAUUAUCCAAAUUCUAAUUAUUAUUAUAUGUAGUCCAUGGUUUAACAAACGCUGUACAGAGUAGAAAUAUUGUAGGCUAAUAUUGGUGCUUUAUAACGUGGCAAGUGAGAGUGCGAAAAAUAAACACUUUUUUUGUAUGUGAGGUGACUAUUCCUUCGUUGGAAUUCACACAACUUCUUGGUAAAUCUAUGCACUUGUGUCUGUCUUUUUUUUUUCUUCAAAUGUCUCACCCUUUCCCCCUCUUGUUUUUAAUGUCUAUGCUUUUUUUUAGUUCAAGCAUUUCCCAUAAUUUUUUUGGUGAACAGUAUCUUUUUUUCUGUCUGAUUUCAUUUUUUUUCUUCCGAGGAGCUUCUUAUGAAGAAACCUACAAUGUUGCUCAAAGAAAUAUUCAUAGCUUGCUUGUUGAUUUAGUAUGUAUGGGAGCUUUGAUGGUGAUUGAAAAAUUCAUUUCAGUAAUUCACCGCUUCUUGUUUCCUAACACUUCUCAUCUUGAAAAUUAGUUGUAAAAAAAUCCCUGAAUCUACAUUUUGACAUUCCUUAAGGCUUAUUUAAAAACUUUUUGUAGCGUCACUGAGAUGUCCCGAUAUCGAAAUUCACAAAAGCACUUACACCACGUGACUAUAUAGGCUGAUACACUGUCUUUGUAAUUGACGAGGGGGGAAUCCCCUAAAUGGAGAAAUGGGGAAUCCCCUCUUGUGAAUCUGCAAGGGUGUGGCCAUGUUUUGGUUGUCCUUUGAUGGGAAGUGCUGUGAAAUGAGAAACUGGCUGAAUCACUGAAGAAUGUUCAUCAACGCAUUAUUUAUUCUGUUCCCUUUGACUGUAUUUGAUCAGAGGUAUUUUAUGAAAUGUUUUCGUGAAAUGCUUCACGGGGUCAGGUACUAAAUUGGAGUGCCUGACUUUUGAAGACAAAUUGACAAGCACAGCUUACAGCAUGUGGGACUAGAAGCAAUGAAUGUACACCAAACUGAAGCUAACGACUUGUAUUUUUUCCUCACCUCAUGAAACAGACAUGCUAAAAUGCUACCAUUCAUCUUAUAUCAUUUCUUCCAAACUUCCCUGUCACCUGUAAUACUUUCAUUGCACAAAUUUCUUUGUAUAAAAAAAGAACGAAUGUCGGAGGAAUGGGUGGAAUUUUUUUGUGAAUACAGCUGUUUUUUGUGGUUGUGAGUUACUAUGUUAUGGAGCACAGUCUCACAACGUAUGAAAUAAUUCUGUAUCUAUUUACGUAGGUAAUUCUCCAUGUGUAUAACUGUAAUGUACAGUUCUUGAUACUAAAUACAAAACUAUACUAUGUCCUGUAGGAAUGAUUGAUUUAUAGAAACACAGUGUAUUCUCAGUCUGUUAUUAGUUUCAGGGAAGAUUAAUCUUCUCCUAUUUCUCUCCUCUCUCUCUCUUUCUUUUCAUUAUUUAUCUUUUGUUACUAUUUUAAGUUUAUUUCAUAAUGUGUUUCGUUUGUAAGAGGAGGAAGGCAACUCUGGCUUUGUCAUAUUAAAAUAGUUCUCAACAUGAACCUA